AUGGGAAUUCCUGCGCAGGCUUUUGAAUCUGGAUUAUCCACAUCACCUAGCACCGCUAGCUCUAGCGCCAACGGUUCUAACGGCCUUCCCUCAGUAGCGAAGAAAGCUAGGAGUAACAGCAAGCUCAGCGACCCAUCUGUAUUGGCCAACCUAUCGGCUUCAAGGGCCGCAAGGGAAUCACGAUUUUCACUAUAUGAAGUAGAAAUCAGACGUCGGGUUUGGUGGACGAUAAUGUACUACGAUCUGUUCGUAUCAGACAUAAUGAACCAACCACCUCUUAUUGCCGACAAUUCCUUCAACACUAAGCGCCCUGUGGCAAAUGUGGACGAAAAAGCUUUUGGGCCUACGUCAAUUCGAAUCCCUCCACCAGCUGACGGCGGUGAAGAUGGAACUGGGUACAGUAAGGAUAGUAUGAGAUAUUUUGAAAUUCGAUCUCGGCUUACACUGUUAGUGCGAAAUAUCAAACGACGAAUGAAUACACCGGAGUUUGGCCAUGCUCAGCAAGUCCGGACGUCCUACUAUGGGACUUCCCCGCACAGUCAUUGCUAUUCUAUAGACCAAGCGGCUUCUAUGGAGGCUGAAGUUCGCGCCUGGUUGAAUGAUCUUCCAUGGUACUACCAAGUCGAA
This is a messenger RNA of Lentinula edodes (shiitake mushroom), 627 nucleotides long. RefSeq lists its product as uncharacterized. The transcript has 3 exons. The record is from RefSeq and is a predicted model, not a curated record. Lineage: Eukaryota; Fungi; Basidiomycota; Agaricomycetes; Agaricales; Omphalotaceae. The annotation marks the transcript as partial.